Venustampulla echinocandica is the source of this 2985-nucleotide messenger RNA. RefSeq names its product Protein required for hyphal anastomosis (HAM-2). The record is from RefSeq and is a predicted model, not a curated record. The transcript is spliced from 6 exons. Gene Ontology annotation, biological process: cytoskeleton organization. Gene Ontology annotation, cellular component: cytosol. Bases 1 to 2985 code for a protein of 994 amino acids. NCBI's taxonomy places the organism in Eukaryota, Fungi, Ascomycota, Leotiomycetes, Helotiales, Pleuroascaceae.
AUGGCUUCUCUUUGGACUGCAAAAGCUCCCCCGGAUCCGCCAGAGCCAAUUCCAAAGGACGAUGCUGAUGUCGCAGAUACUGGCCUUGCAGAUAUUGGCCUUCCAGUUCCCCAGCCAGCUGCCUCCACCAGCGCUCCCAUAGCAAAGCCCCAGCUUCAGAGAAACCAACCUCAACCGCCUCCACCGCACCAGCCCCCACCCCCACCAUCUCCCCAACAAGUUGGCAACCCAAAUGACUCCCUAUCAUUAAUGCAGCUACGGCGUAUCGUCACCGAAUUUCCAAAAGCUGAUCCGAGCACCUAUGCGUUUACCUAUGCCGACACGGCGACAUUUGAGGAGGAGGUGGAUGAAUGGUUCUCAUACAACGAAGCGGAAUACAAGCGGCUCCACCGAGCAAAGGACACAUUUGGGAGAAGAUGGCGGAAAUUUUCAGGGAAAGCCUGGUUAGAAGUUGAUCAAGGCAAGCGGCAAAGCUUUGUCGAACGCGAGGUGAAUGGCCUUCUUGCGACCGAUCUUCGACGGCGUUGUAAGAGUCUACAGACCCUUCUACAUACUAUCCUUGGAGUGUGGGAUGAGACAGCUGGGAUAGAGCUUGAGAAACCGGAUUCUCCAAAAUGCAAAACCAAGGCUACACAAAUUCAAUUGGAACACAUGAAAUCUGGUAUUCUACUUGUUGCUCGCGCAGGUGGUAUACCCCUCUUGGAUGAUGACUUUCGGGAAACAAAACUAUUAGAAGAAGAUAUCCCCUUCAUUCAAGAUGAAUUGGAUAAUGUAACGACCAUCACCUACCUGCUCAUUGAAAGUGUUCGUGACGAUCCUAUCACUCUAGAAUCCCCGCGGAUGAAGCUUCUUGAACUUAACCCAAACCUGGUUGACUAUUUGGUCACUGUGACCGCGAGGCUCAGAUGGGACGAGGCGAAUGAGUUACCACAAACAAGGAUAUUUCUCCUUUUCUGGAAAGCUGUCUUGCUCGUCUUUGGGGGAGCCGCAGAAGUCGAUGAGGUCAAGAAAGCCACGAGUGAGCUGAAAGGUUCUAGCAGCGAACUUAUUACAGCCUCACCCCUCGAUUAUCACAUUUUCCGUCAAGAGAUUACUUCCAAAUAUCCCGCAUAUACACCCCCCCUGCCAUUACUUCCCCUUGAGCCCGACAAUAACUCAAUUCUUCCACCAUUACCAAAUCGGCCUAGCCGAGCAAGUGGCGCUGGCAUAAUACCUGCUGCGAAUGUCAAUAGUAGUGGCGCUUCAAUCCUUCAUCAGCCUGUGCACAUCGCCACACCAGCGCCCUCGCCACCUCCAUCCCCACCUGUAGGUGGUAAAGCGGGAAAGAAACAAAAUUAUCAAACAAACCAGAAUUUUCCAUUCAUGUAUCCUCCGUUAGAUAGUACCAGCAAUAGUGCUGGCGGGAAGGGUGCAGCUGGUUUGCAGGAACUUCUGGUUGGUUGUAAAUGGGAGGGUAGUGAUAUUCCCAAGUCAAUCCUGGAAGCCGGAGAAUUAUUUGCAAAACGGAUGCGCAUGACGAGAGCGAUGCGCCAGUUAUGGGAUGAAAGAGAACGGUUUCUCAAGUUCGAGCGAGGUUGGGAUAGCGAAAAUGAAGACGUGGAGGAGCUUGAUCUGGAGACAAUUCUAGCCCAGAAACUAACAACUCGUACCGAAUCGCCUAUGCCUGAUGUCGAUUGUGGGCCAAACACUAUUGACAACAAAGUGAAAAAUAAACUUGACCUUGUUGAAAGAUUUUAUCGCAAUUCGAUACCCCAUCUUCAAUCACUUGUCAUUGUGCUGCUCAAGGCCAUUCUGGCAAAUGUCACCUCGCUCAUAACCCAACCCGUUGGCCAAGGAGGACUUGCCCCUGGGUUCAGGUCUGAAGUUAAUCUCCGGGCCAACAUGGCGCAGAAUAGACCCCAAGAUCCUGCGAAUAUCCCUCUUCCGAAUAUCGUGGAGCCUUCAGAGUUGCCGAUUGAUGAAAUUGAAGCAAUGCGGUCUCGAGAGAUCACGGCUAAGGCCGUGUCUGGAAUUCUCCUGAUACUGUUGAAGUGGUUCAAGGUUUCACGUAAGGCUAUUGUUCCUGAGUACCGUUCUCUUCUAACGUUGUUAGACGUCUUGAAAUUUGAGUAUUUUACUCAACUUCUUCUCGAUUCGAACUAUCUCCCCCUGGUUCUGAAGCUCUUCGCGCACCAAGAGAUUGAUAGAGUGGUGGAUAGCAAGACUGACCGUGAUGACAUGAGCUUCUUCGCGUUCUGUAACGCCAAUAGUAAAAACACCCCCUCGACUGAACUUGAGGAAGACAGCGAUGACGCAGCACCACCACCUAUAAAAGUCCAUCGAGAACUUCCAGUUGCAGAUCCUGAAGACAAGCUUCCAGCCCUCGCAUUCCAAGAAGGGCAAAUGGCCGGAAAACGGGAUCCUCCCCAAGUUGACGAGCUUGGGUAUCCAACUAGUGAACUUGCGUCCGAACCGAUAACAGAUUUUUCAUGGCGGAACUUCUUCUCCAGCAUCAAUUUUCUACGCAUCAUGCAGAAGAUCUGCAAAAAUAAAGCCCACCGCAAUCUACUCCUUGUCCAAUACAAAUCAUCAAACAUACUCAAAAAAUCCCUGAAGAUACCACAGCCGGAAUUACGUCUUUACACAUUGAAGCUCUUCAAAAGCCAAGUUCCAUACUGUGGCCGAAAAUGGCGACAGGGAAAUAUGCGUGUUAUCACAGCUGUAUACCUUCACUGUCGGCCUGAACUGCGCGAUGAUUGGUUGGCCGGUAGCGAUGUGGAUGCCGAGGUCGAAGAAGCGCUUCCGCUUGAGCAAGCCUUGCGUGCGUUGACACACUGGCAUAACAUUAAGCGGUAUCCCGAUCAGAUGGGCGCCGAUACGAAACUAUUGGAGGAGGAGCACGAUUUCUUCGUCAGGGAAUUAGACAAGAUGGUGUGGAUUGAGGAUGGCAAUAUAGAUGGAGAAAGCGCGGAUGGAUGGGAUGGUAUGAGUAAUGCUGGUUGGUGA